UGGUCUGCAUUGAUCGGUUGGCUGGUGAACAACGAACCUGGUUUUAAUUUCUGAACUGUCUCACACAGUUGUUGCAUCAUGAUUGUCUACUUUGUCUCCACACAUCACCAUCUUGAAGUUUUCAGUGCUACGAGAUUCAUGUCGUGCCACGAUGACCCGCAUGUAUACUCAUGGUGGGGAUAACUACACCUGGUUGUUAUAAUGUACAAUGCAAAAUUCUUGAAGGUAUAUAUAACUCCACGGCGCAGCCAUGGAAGGAGAGAAGGACAAGCAUGAGGAGAAAGACAUGGUGAUGGUCUCAACUAUGAUGCAUGGUGGCGCAACGAUGGAAGGAGAGAAGGACAAGCAUGGGGAGAAAGACGUGCCAGUCGCAGCCAUGAUGCAUGGUGGUCGACAUGGGCAUCCGCCGAAGGGAUAUGAAUACCCUCCUCUAGGUUGCCCGCCACCUAGGGUACCCUACCCUUGUCCUGACGCAUAUCCUCUGCCUAUUGUAUACCCUCCGCAAUACGGGUACACUUCCUACUACCCAACGCGGUACCAUGGCUGUAGGAGCUGCCAUGGAGGACACACGGGACCAUGGCUACCUGGAGGAUAUUGGCUUCCUCAUGUUGGGCACGGAUGCUACUGUGGACAUAUGGGAUAUGGAGGCUACGGCGACAUUGGCUAUGGACACCCUGGUUACAGACAUUACCACGGUGGGCAUGGUUACGCCCACCAUGGCAAGUUUGGUUGAUUUGCAAGGUUGAAUGUACUCCAAAGUCCCUUAUACUUGUAGCUAAGCUGCGACUCUGCGAUAUACUCCAAGUGAGUAGCAGGCUCUCAGGACAACUAUGCAUCACCUUAUCCUACCUACCUUCCCUUCGAACU
Molecule: messenger RNA, 867 nt
Organism: Lolium rigidum
Lineage: Eukaryota; Viridiplantae; Streptophyta; Magnoliopsida; Poales; Poaceae
Product: prismalin-14-like
Exons: 2
Coding region: 251-733 (160 amino acids)
Source: RefSeq, a predicted model, not a curated record